AUGGCUCACUCUCUUCAUCCCAACAAGACCAUGACGCUAUUACAAUCAACGUUGUUGCUACUGUUACUAGUGCUACUGCCAUACCAAACAGUAACAGCAGCAGAAUCAGAAUCUGUUGUGAUCAACGUGUGGCCCAAACCAAGAAACUUAACGUGGACCCCACCACACAAAGCCACACUCUUGUCACCAACUUUCACCAUCAUCACCACCCCCCACCACAACAAACACCUCUCCGCCGCUAUCACCCGCUACCUCCGCCUCAUAAAAACCGAGCACCACCGUCCACUGGUUUCACCACCGGUGAACAUCUCCACAAACCUCCCACCCCUACACUCGCUGACAAUCACCGUCGCCGACCUCGACGCUCCCCUCCACCACGGCGUCGACGAGUCUUACACCCUUUCCGUCACCGCCACCUCCGCCACCCUCACCUCCGUUACGGCAUGGGGCGCCAUGCGAGGCCUCGAGACUUUCUCCCAGCUGGCAUGGGGCAAACCCACGCGCGUGGCGGUCGGGGUGUACGUCUGGGACGCGCCGCUGUUUGGCCACCGUGGCGUCUUGUUGGACACGGCGAGGAACUAUUACCCGGUGAAGGAUUUGCUGAGGACUGUGAAAGCAAUGAGCAUGAACAAGUUGAAUGUGUUUCACUGGCACGUGACGGAUUCACAGUCUUUCCCAAUCGUGCUUCCUUCUGAGCCUGCAUUGGCUGAUAAGGGUGCUUAUGGUCCUGACAUGGUGUAUUCUCCUGAGGAUGUUAAAACUGUUGUCGAGUUUGGCCUUGAUCAUGGUGUUCGUGUUCUUCCUGAGAUUGACUCACCUGGGCAUACUGGAUCGUGGGCUUUAGCCUACCCUGAAAUUGUAACAUGUGCCAACAUGUUCUGGUGGCCAGCUGAAAGUGAGUGGUCGGAUCGGCUUGCUGCAGAACCAGGAACAGGGCAAUUGAACCCCUUAAACCCCAAGACCUACCAAGUCCUAAAGAAUGUCAUACGUGAUAUGACCACGUUGUUCCCAGAACCAUUUUACCACUCUGGUGCUGAUGAGAUUGUACCAGGUUGCUGGAAAACUGAUCCCACAAUUCAGAAAUAUUUAUUAAAUGGUGGAACUCUCAGCCAAGUUCUUGAGGUGUUUGUGAAUAACACACUCCCUUUUAUUUUAUCACUCAACCGCACAGUUGUCUAUUGGGAAGAUGUUUUAUUAGAUGGUACAAUCCAAGUGCCAUCUACAAUUCUUCCCAAGGAGCAUGUAAUUUUGCAGACAUGGAACAAUGGACACAAUAACACUAAACAGAUAGUUUCUUCUGGAUACCGAGCCAUUGUGUCGUCAGCAGACUUCUAUUAUUUGGAUUGUGGGCAUGGUGUUUUUGUUGGGAAUGACAGCGCCUAUGACCAGCAAAAUGGGGAUGACACAGGCAAUGGUGGCUCUUGGUGUGGACCUUUCAAAACAUGGCAAACCAUAUACAAUUAUGAUAUAACAUAUGGGCUGAAUGAAGAAGAAUCAAAGUUAGUUUUGGGUGGGGAGGUGGCACUGUGGUCAGAACAAGCUGAUCCAACUGUUUUGGAUGCGCGAAUUUGGCCAAGAACUUCUGCAAUGGCUGAGUCAUUGUGGUCAGGCAACCGGGAUGAAAUGGGUAUGAAGAGAUAUGCUGAGGCCACAGAUAGACUGAAUGAAUGGAGAAGCAGAAUGGUGAGAAGAGGUAUAGGGGCUGAGCCCAUUCAGCCACUUUGGUGUGUUAGAAACCCUGGGAUGUGCAACACAGCUCAUGCAAUCUAGUUCCUUUCUUCCUUGAUCACCAAAAAUAAAAAAGGAUCUAUUAAAGCAAAUCUCUUACUUUUAAUUGGGUCUAUAGUGUCCAAAUAUUUUUUUGGAGGCCUGAAAACCUAUUGUAUUGUGAUGAGUGAUUGUAGUUGUGAAAGAAUUGUACAUGUAUUUGAACAAUUCUUUAUUUCAAUUGAUGUUGUAAAUUGUAUUCUAUAUAUGAUUAAAGU
Molecule: messenger RNA, 1985 nt
Organism: Gastrolobium bilobum
Lineage: Eukaryota; Viridiplantae; Streptophyta; Magnoliopsida; Fabales; Fabaceae
Product: beta-hexosaminidase 2-like
Exons: 2
Coding region: 1-1770 (589 amino acids)
Biological process (GO): carbohydrate metabolic process; glycosaminoglycan metabolic process
Cellular component (GO): membrane
Molecular function (GO): beta-N-acetylhexosaminidase activity
Source: RefSeq, a predicted model, not a curated record